CGAAGACUUGAGCAGUGAUGUAGGGUUUUGUGGUGGUGAGGGUUUGUCAGUGUGGCAGUGCGCCUUUUAGUCCUUGUGUUGACCAUAUCAAGCUACUUACACCCACACAUCAGCACUGCAAAAAAUUCGUGCAGGUGAGAAUUAUAUUUUGUCUCCAAUCUCGCUGACAAUUGGGAGUGGCCGCGGCGCCUCACGAGUUACGUCACGAAGGCUGCUUGACUCUGAUCAGGCUCCACAACACAGGAGGCCAAUAUGACGCCGCCCCUCCGUGUCCACAGCUGCACCUCCACUAAACUGUUCAUGGGCCGUCAUGCUUACCUGUGGCUGCACUAGGCCAAGUCUGCGCCGCCAGAUCCACGCCCCUCGCUCACUAUGAAGUUCAAAGACGAGUCAGGGUGGUUGCGGGUGGUGGUGUGCUUCGCUGUGCUCUUCGCCCACCAUGGCCCGGACGCCCUCAUCACCGCCCUCCCUAACAUCGCCGCCUCCACCUCACCUCCUUCCACUCCAGCCCCUCCUCCUACCACCCCUGCUCAAGGAAACGAAACAUACGAAAAUGAAUAUACCGUCAGAAACAUAAACUUGACAUCCGGGAAACGAAAACAAGAGGACACUGUACUUGGACGAAAUAUUCUGACUGUAUCACAUAGAUUUCCGAUAACCGACAGUGUGGUUGUGGGUGGUGAGAGGGAGUCUAGUGGUGUAGCAAUAAAGACACAUUCCUUGCCCACUGCAGCCCCCAGCCUGCCAUCACGCGAGGCUCAUGAGGAAACAAGUGAGGAAAAUUACCAAUCUGAAUUCAAAAGUGCGUCGUUUAAACGUAAGAUUGACGUGACUAACAGUGAAGGAGAUUAUGUACCAAACAAAGAUAGUAAAGAUUAUAACUCUUUGCUUAGAGAAGAGAUUGUGGCAACUAACAGUGAAAAAGAUUACGUGUCAAACAAGAACAGUAAAAGUUAUAUUCCCUCGUAUAGACAAGAGAUUGAUACGACAAAGAGUGAAAUAGACAACAAUGUAUCAGAAAAGAAUAGUAAGAGUGACAUUGCUACGUAUCUUUGGCCUCCCUUCUUUGCAUUUCGAGGUGGGAAGGACACAAACUUACCGCUGGAGAUCGCAAGGAAACGAACACCUACCAGACAACAUAAGAGGAACCUUGAUGGACAGAGAACCAACCUCCUAAGUAAAUAUGCAGUGCUGAAAGACGAUAGAAUAAUUUACAAGCGCAAACCUGACAUUUCUGGGUCUGUGAAGUUGAGAGGCAGGAAGAAUGUAUCACGUCCAUCACCAUCAGCUCCGUCACAGGACUGGCAGAGUGGGAGAAGCGGUGAACAGAGGCAGGAGGAGGCGGUGUCUGAAGGAGGGAAGUUUCAGUCAUCCUCCACAGAAGACUAUGAAUUCAAGACGGAGUGGUCGCUGUUCCUGGAGGGGCUGGUGCUGAGUUCCGUGCACUGGGGAUGGCUUUUCGCUGCCCUGCUAGCCGACCCUCUCAUGGACAGGGCAGGCGUGGGCGUCGUGCUGGCGGUAUCCAUGGGCGCGUCUGGCCUCGUCGGUCUCCUCACUCACGCUGCUUCGCUCGGGGGUCCCUGGGCUCUCCUCGGCCUCAGGGUGGUGCAGGGAAUCGUCCAGGGCGUGAGCUAUCCUGCGGUGGUGCGGGUGCUGGAGGGCGUUCCUUUGGCCAUCAGAGCCAUCGCAGCACUCCUUGUCUUCCUGGGACCCUGUGUGGGGACAAGCGUAGGGGCGUCUCUGGGAUCCUUGGCUCAGUGGUACAUUGCGACAUACGUGGUGGGCAGUGUGGCUAUUGUUCUCACGCCCCUGUGCCUGCUGCUGCCGCCGCCGCCUGACGCUGCCCCACACAAGGAGAUGCAUUGGAAAGGCGUCCUCACUUGCCGUGGUGUGUGGGCGUGCGUGGGCGUGCACGUGGCCAACACCUGGAUGCUGCACACACUAUUGGUGGGGCUGCCUUUUUGCCUCACCUACACCGACCUGGAUCAGCCCUCAGCCAGCGGCUGGGUGGUGGCGGCGGUGGCUGUGGGUGUGUGUGUUGCGGUACGCCUCCAGCUCUUCCUCGCCGCGAAGCUCACCAUCGAGAAUUCCCCCACCGCCCUCAACCGCCGUCGCAUCCCUGUAGUGGCCGGUACCGCGAUGGUGACGACUGCCCUGAUAGUCAUGGCGACGGCUGGCCUGGACUCCAUGGAAGUGCUGGUGGGUGUGGGUGUGGGCCUCGCUGGCUUGGGCGUGGGCGUGGCGAGAGUGGGCUACCGUCUGAACGUGGAUGACAUUGCUCCGGUGGCUGCGUGGCGCAUCACCAAGAUACUGGACGCCGCCGGGGUGGUGACGGCGGCACUCUCGCCGCUGGUGGUGACGGCGCUGGCCCAGGCUGGCAGCAGCGGGUGGGUGGGCGUGUGGUUGGUGCCUCUGGCUGCCCUGCUCCCCGCGGCGGCCGCCCACCUCUUCCUGCUCACCUCCAACCCUCAGCCCUGGGACAGCACAGACAAAGGCACGAGGGCAGGAGAGAACGGGGCGGCUGUAGGAGGAACAGGAGCAGAAGUCACGGUGAAUGGCGGGACGAACACUCUCUCCGUGGGCAGGCAGAGUUUCAAGAGUGCUCGGUCGGCUCUCACCUUCAAGACGGCACGAUCGCGUUCAAGGACUCGCACUAUCUCCUGCCGCACCAUAGACGAUGAUCUGGAGGGCGACAUGUACAGCGUGGCCAACAGUAACGUGGACUACCGCAGCGUGACGGACGAGGUCGACCAGGAUUGCGUCAGCGUGGCGUCCUCCAGCACCUUCAAGAGUGACGGGGCUGACAUGCACAGCGUAGUGGACGAGGCGGACGGGAUCACCAGCACUAAGAAGCAGCCCGGGCACCAGUUUGGCUCAAUGCUCGUCAAUGGAUGCACAGCUGACCGCACCUCCGUCUGGCUGUCCUCUCACCACGACCUUGUGUUGGAGGCUGGGGGGGAACACGCCUCCUCCAAGCGAGCUGACACCCACGCCACCAACGCGAUUUUCGGGCUUCUUUGGUAAUUCCUGUGAUAUGUGAGCACUCCCUGAUGUAAUGUCAGUGUUUCUCCAAUUUUUAGGUUCUUUUGUCUUAUUCUUUGUAGUCUUGGCAAUAUUAUCAGUGAGUUGUUUUUUGUUCCCCUUAUUUUGUUCCAGUAAUCCAGUUUCCCUUUUUGGCGUGGAACAAUAUUUUCUCAGUUCCACCGCCACACUCUAAACGUGGCAGUUCUUGCAUGCAUUGUAUCUGUCUAUUCCCAUUUAUCAUUCUCAUCUACAACUUAAUCGAGUUUCAAAGUUCCCUAGUGUCUCGUUGCCAAGAAUCUGAUUGCUGGGUCUGUUCCAUUCAUCUGCCAAUCUAUUUGAGAACCAAUUCCUUCCUAUCUCUCUUCUAUCGAAUUUUAUCAAGUUGGAAUCGAUUAUUUUCAUGCCCUAUCCUGAUUACUGACUGAGGACUUUACUUGUGUCACGCUGGUUAUAUUCACAAUGCCAUUUUCUUCAAGGCCAUUGUCAUUACCGUUAAGGAAGACGUAAGUGUUGAUUGUUCCAAGUGGUGAGAUGAGGAAGUGAUGCAAGUUGGUUGUUCACUCAC
Portunus trituberculatus (swimming crab) is the source of this 3589-nucleotide messenger RNA. RefSeq lists its product as uncharacterized. NCBI's taxonomy places the organism in Eukaryota, Metazoa, Arthropoda, Malacostraca, Decapoda, Portunidae. Gene Ontology annotation, biological process: transmembrane transport. Gene Ontology annotation, molecular function: transmembrane transporter activity. The record is from RefSeq and is a predicted model, not a curated record.